Messenger RNA from Chlamydomonas reinhardtii, 1493 nucleotides. RefSeq lists its product as uncharacterized. The transcript has 6 exons. The record is from RefSeq and is a predicted model, not a curated record. Gene Ontology annotation, cellular component: Golgi apparatus; membrane. NCBI's taxonomy places the organism in Eukaryota, Viridiplantae, Chlorophyta, Chlorophyceae, Chlamydomonadales, Chlamydomonadaceae. The coding region runs from base 123 to 1076 and encodes 317 amino acids. Gene Ontology annotation, biological process: retrograde vesicle-mediated transport, Golgi to endoplasmic reticulum.
CUACUUCGUCUAGCUGCUCAACUUGGCAACCAGCAAAACCCCAACACUGAGCGAAUCGUUGAACGUGCAAGCAAUUCUUGGCAAGCCCAGCGCGGGCAGUUGUAGCUAGCUCGACUGCCAAGAUGGACUUAAAAAUUACGCGUCUGUCUAAAGUCAUCGCGGUAUUGUUGGUAGCGCUCUACUUUGUGGCAUUCUUCCUUCCAGAGUCGGUGGACUACGUCGCGCUCAUCCCUGGAAAGACGCUGCCCUAUGUCUGGAACCUGGUGACGGCGGGUUUCUUGACGCUCAACCCCUUCAAGCUCGGCCUUGAGGUCGUGGCCGUCCUGCUGCUGACGCGGCUAGUGGAGCCUGUCUACGGAUCGAAGGAGUUUCUGAAGUUCCUGUUCGUGGUGGAUGUUAGCAUCAACUUGUGCGUGCUCAUCGGCGUCUACAUUAUCUUCGCCGUCGGCAAGGACACGGGCGAUAUCCUUUACAACAAGUUUGCGGGCUUCCAUGGCAUCCUGGCCGGCCUGGUGGUGGCGGUGAAGCAGGUCAUGCCCGAGCACGAGGCGAAGCUGUUUGGAUUCGUCAAGCUGACAUUCAAGUACCUGCCGCUGCUGUUCAUCACCAUCGCCUGUGGUGUGGCGGCGGGCCUGCAGCAGUACAGCUACGUGCCCUUCCUGCUGCUGGGCACCUACAACGCCUGGCUCUACCUGCGCUUCUUCCAGCAGCAGCCCGACUCCAACCACUGGGGCGACUCCUCCGACGACUUCAAGUUCAGCGGCUUCUUCCCGCCGCUGCUAGCGCCGCUGCUGGACCCGCUGGGCUUCCUGUGCGCCACGGUGUUCCGCCUGCGGCACCCGCCCGCCGAGACCAAGGCGCCCUUCGCCAAGGCCGCGCAGUACACGCUGCCGGUCGACAGCGCGGACGCCAACCGCCGCCGAGAGCGUGGCGCCAAGGCUCUGGAGGAGAGGCUAGGCAUGAAGAAGGCCACCGGCGAUGGCGAGGACGUGGAGGCGGGCGCCGCUGCGAGCGGCGCUGCCCCCGCGAGCACUGUGGUCAUCCCCACUACCUCGUCCACCACCGCCAACUCGUGAGCGCCAGCACAGGAGUGAGCGUGAGCGUGGGCCAUAGGCCCAUAGUGUUGAAAGAAGCUGCAUAAGUAGCAGCAGGUUUGUUGGGCAUAGCGGAAGACGAUAAAGCAAGUUCGGCGCAUGGAGGAGAGAGGCGCGGGUUGAGAGGAUACCAGCGCAACGUGUUAAUGUUGUCUGUGGGGGGUGGGCGUGCAACGUACAUGCUGCUCGUGACAAACUUGCAUUGUGUGGCUAGCAGUAGGUAUCGGCUCAACUAAGGACGCGUUAAUAUGCGUGUCAAGCAACACAGAGGGCUGGCACUGCUUGCCGUAGUUCCUGGGCAAGGUCAAGAGACCGAGGAAUCCAGGGCAGUGAGACACUCUGAUACACGAACCAGUCCUCGUGGCGUGGGCCAGCGAAGGUCUGUAACUUCCAGUGGUG